Messenger RNA from Thermochaetoides thermophila DSM 1495, 2034 nucleotides. RefSeq lists its product as uncharacterized. NCBI's taxonomy places the organism in Eukaryota, Fungi, Ascomycota, Sordariomycetes, Sordariales, Chaetomiaceae. Gene Ontology annotation, biological process: transmembrane transport. The record is from RefSeq and is a predicted model, not a curated record. The transcript is spliced from 3 exons. The coding region runs from base 1 to 2034 and encodes 677 amino acids. Gene Ontology annotation, molecular function: transmembrane transporter activity.
AUGGAUGUCCCGCCAAGUCCUCCAGACAAAGAUCUCCCACCACUGCCCGCGGCAGCCGUGGUGAGUCUGAGUAUUCUCAGCAGUCCGUAUGAACCGCCAAAAAGGCCAUUGCCUCCGACGCCGACGCCGACGGUGAAGUCAAAGAGGACUACCAGCAUACCACAACCACCACCUCCAACAAAAGCACCUCCCAUCAAGCAGCCGUCUCCGCUUUCCUUGAGCCCUCCCACAAGGCCCGGCACAGCUGCCACUGAGACUUCGCAGUUGACUGCCUCUGUUCGAUUCCCUGGCUCGACGAAAAGACUGUCGUGGAAUUCAAUCGCCUUGAAGAGACCCAUCAAGUAUGGCAAGGGAAAGUAUAGCAACGUGGAACUGGUUCCACAACCGAGUGAUGACCCUGAUGACCCUCUGGCACGUACCACUGGUUCGAGCGUGAUGAAGACCAUCUUUAUGACCGUGAAUGGACCGCUUUCCACGAGCUUUGGUGUUUCGUACUCAGCCGCUGCCUGCCUUACUGGAGUACCACUCAUUCUGUCAGCCAUUUCGGGUUUUAUUUGUCUUGUAGCCUCGAGGAUAUGCGGUAAGAGGCCACUGUAUCUGGCCUCCUUGCUGCUGGUGUUCAUUGGUGCUGUUUGGAAUACCAACGUUGAACGCAGCUAUGGCCAGUGUAUGGCUGCCCGUGUCUUUCAGGGACUAGGAUGGGGAGCUUUUGAUACCCUUGUUUUGGGGUCGAUUCAAGACACUUAUUUUGAACAUGAGCGCGGCUUGCGAAUCGCCAUCUACAGCGUCGUUACUGUAACGACGACAUGGGGUCCUCCGUUGAUCGGGGGUGUUGCCUCAGAGACCAGGGAAGGCUUUAGCCUUCAGUUUAUGAUCUUGAGCGCAUUUUUUGUGAUUGCUGUCCCUGCAAUUGCCCUGGGUGCCCCAGAAACAAGUUUCGACCGAGCAUUCGCUGCAGCCCAGGUUCCCGGGACGGCGGCUAGCACAUAUCAAUACCAACCCUCUCUUCCGGCAAGCCCGCGACGCUUCUUUUCGCUUGAAACAUUCAACAACUAUAUCGUAAAGUUGAAGCCGUACGCUUAUAGCGGUCCGGCAGACUUGAGGACCCUCCUCCAGGUUCCCCGUGCUGCGAUAACACCCACUGUUGCCCUCAUCACUCUAGUGACUUUUCUGCCAUUCGCUGCUCUGUGGGGCCUGGGAACAUCUUUCUCCCUUCUACUCUCUCCCUCCCCUCUCAACAUCUCUCCUUCGACAAUUGGGACGCUGUUCACAAGCCCGUGGAUUCUGUCGAUCACCGUCGUCACUGUGGCAUCAGUGCUGCAACUCCUUCCCUCUCACUUCUUCAAAAAGCUCAACUCCCCCAUCACACUAAACAUUACCCUGCGUUGGACGCCAACAGCCAACAUCCUCGCUAUUGCCGCGGGCACCCUGCUGACCUUCAUCGGCGUUCUGACCCUGGGUCUGUACCUCAACUCCGCGAUGGCCUUCUUCAACUUCCUCCUCGAGCCCUCCGAAUCUGACCUGUCGCCCAAGGUCAACCUCGCCGCCGUCUCCUUCCUCUUCGGUCUGCUCGCCGCUGGCGCCUACCUCCUCGCUUCAACUACCGCCCCGCUCAUCGCCUCCAGCACGGCCUUCACCUCCUCCAGCCUAGCCAGCGCUACCCGCAACACUGCUGACAUGACCGGCGCCGUAGUCUGCUACCGCUCGCUUGUGUCAGGCAUUUUUGCUAUGGCUGUGCCGAAGGCGCUGCUCAACAACGUUUCUUCGUUGUUGGCUGAGGGGGCCCAGGUGAUGACGUUCUCGCCGUCUUGGAGUGCAGUUAAGAGUUUCGGUCUUGGCGUUGCUAUCGCUCAGUUGUUGAUCGGGGUGAUUGUCGCGGUCGUAUGGUGGGUGUGGGGCGGGAGCAGCAAGCCUGGGGAGGAAGGGAAGCCUGGGGAAGUGAAGAAGUGGGAUGGGAAGGUGAUGAAACUUGUCGGAGGAGAUGUCUUGCUGGGUGGGCUUGAGAGAAAAGGGAGCUUCUUUGAAUUGGAUUAA